UUGUCAUUAUUAAGUGAAUAUUUUGAAAACUAUUUUCCUGAAAAUCUAGAGCAAUAUGACUGGGUUAGAAAUAUUUUUCAGUCGACCUCAUCAUCAACAAUUUCGAGAAAAGAAGAAGAACAGUUAAUAGAAUUGUCUUGUGACUCCAGCCUUAAGCUCCAAUACGACAAAGACAAACUGCUUGAAUUUUGGAACUCAGUUUCUCACAAAUAUCGUGCCAUCAGCUAUGCAGCAUUGAGGGUUCUAUUACCAUUUGCGACAUCGUACUUGUGUGAAACAGGCUUUUCUGCAGUUGCAGUAAUAAAGAACAAGUACAGAUCGAAAAUAAAUGCUGAGAAAGAGAUGGGAGUGGCAAUUUCCAAACUUGAGCCACGUUUUGAGAAGCUAUGCUCAGAAAAGCAAGCACAUCCUUUUCAUUAG
Molecule: messenger RNA, 420 nt
Organism: Parnassius mnemosyne (clouded apollo)
Lineage: Eukaryota; Metazoa; Arthropoda; Insecta; Lepidoptera; Papilionidae
Source: the annotation of a GenBank genome assembly